Raphanus sativus (radish) is the source of this 2705-nucleotide messenger RNA. RefSeq names its product pentatricopeptide repeat-containing protein At2g27610. The coding region runs from base 91 to 2679 and encodes 862 amino acids. Gene Ontology annotation, molecular function: zinc ion binding; RNA binding; protein binding. Gene Ontology annotation, biological process: RNA modification. The record is from RefSeq and is a predicted model, not a curated record. The transcript has a single exon. Lineage: Eukaryota; Viridiplantae; Streptophyta; Magnoliopsida; Brassicales; Brassicaceae.
AAAAAUCAUAUAAUGUCUAUAUAUAUAUAUACACACAAAUUUGAAGCGAAAAUACCAGCAAAACUUUUAGUUCUUUAUUUGUAAAACCAAAUGCAAUUCAGACCGACAAUAUGGAGACAUCAAUCUCUGAAGAACCUCAAACCCAACUUCAGAAUCUACAGCCUCGGUGUUGUCACUACACCGUCUCGUUUCCACUGUGCACACAACAUGUUCGACAAAAGUCCUGACCGAGUUCAAGAAAACCACACAAGCUUGCUCUUCGGUUACUCUCGCGACGGACGCACUCAAGAAGCGACGAGACUCUUCUUAACCAUCCACCGUUCCGGAACGGAGAUGGACUGCUCGAUCUUCUCCUCCGUGCUAAAGGUUUCCGCUACUCUAUGCGACGAGCUUCUCGGCAAACAGCUUCACACCCAAUGCGUAAAGUUCGGGUUUUUAGACGAUGUGAGCGUCGGCACGUCCCUAGUCGACACGUACAUGAAAGGCGGUAACGUUAAAGACGGAAGAAACGUUUUCAACGAGAUGAAAGAGAGGAACGUUGUUACUUGGACUACUUUGAUAAGCGGGUACGCGAGGAACGGGUCCAACGAGGAAGUCCUGAAGCUGUUUAUGAGAAUGUAUCAAGAAGGGACUGAGCCUAACUCGUUUACCUUUGCAGCUGCUCUCGGAGUUUUGGCUGGAGAAGGAGCGAGUGGGAGGAGGGGGUGUCAAGUGCACACGGUCGUGGUCAAGAACGGUUUAGACAAGACCGUUCCGGUUUCCAACUCUCUGAUUAAUCUGUAUCUCAAAUGCGGUGACAUUAGGAAAGCUAGAAUCUUGUUUGAUAAGACUGAAGCAAAGAGUGUGGUUACGUGGAACAGUAUGAUCUCGGGGUAUGCAGGGAACGGUCUUGAUUUAGAAGCGUUGAGAAUGUUUCACUCUAUGAGGCUUAGCCACGUCAGAUUAUCUGAAUCUAGCUUUGCUUCCGUUAUCAAGCUCUGCGCUAACCUCAAAGAGCUGAGGUUCGCGGAGCAGCUCCAUUGCAGCGUUGUCAAAUACGGGUUUUCGCUUGAUCAGAACAUAAGGACGGCUCUGAUGGUGGUUUAUAGUAAAUGCAGAGUGAUGUGUGAUGCUCUUAGGCUGUUCGAAGAGACGGGCUUCCACGGGAACGUUGUCACGUGGACGGCUAUGAUCAGUGGUUUCUUGCAGAACGAUGGGAGAGAGGAAGCUGUGGGGUUGUUUAAUGAGAUGAGGAGGAAAGGUGUUAGACCGAACGAGUUCACUUAUUCCGUAAUCCUCACUGCUCUUCCUGUGAUAUCUCCGGAAGAGGUUCAUCCACAAGUUUUAAAGACCAACUACGAGAGAUCCUCCACGGUUGGGACCGCUCUUCUAGACGCUUAUGUGAAGUUAGGCAAAGCAGAGGAGGCUGCGAAAGUUUUCAGCGGUAUUGAUGAUAAAGAUAUCGUCGCUUGGUCGGCGAUGCUUGCGGGAUAUGCUCAGACCGGAGAGGCGGAAGCAGCUGUAAAGAUGUUUAGCGAGCUCACAAAGGGAGGGAUGAAACCGAACGAGUUCACGUUAUCCAGCGUCCUCAACGUGUGUGCUGCCGCUUCAGCUUCUUCCGGACAGGGAAAGCAGUUCCACGGGUUUGCUAUAAAAUCAAGAGUGGAUCACUCUGUGUGUGUUAGCAGCGCUCUUGUAACCAUGUAUGCAAAGAAAGGCGACAUCGAGAGCGCGGAAGCGGUCUUUAAAAGGCAGGGAGAGUCGGAGAGAGAUCUAGUGUCGUGGAACUCGAUGAUCUCCGGGUAUGCACAGCACGGGGAAGCUACAAAGGCUCUCGAUGUUUUCCAGGAGAUGAAGAGGCGGAAGGUGAGAAUGGAUGGCGUAACGUUCAUAGGAGUGUUCGCUGCUUGUACACACGCAGGGCUAGUAGAAGAAGGGGAGAAGUAUUUCGAUAUAAUGGUGAAGGAAUGCAAGAUUGCACCUACGAAGGAGCAUAAUAGUUGUAUGGUCGAUCUAUACAGCCGAGCGGGGCUACUCGAGAAGGCUGUGGAGGUGAUAGAGAACAUGACGUACCCAGCUGGUUCGACCAUUUGGAGGACGAUUCUAGCUGCCUGCCGUGUGCACAAGAAAACAGAGCUUGGGAGGUUAGCUGCAAAGAAGAUCAUUGAUAUGAAACCCGAGGACUCAGCUGCGUAUGUGUUGCUGUCUAAUAUGUACGCAGAAUCAGGAGAUUGGCAGGAGAGAGCGAAAGUAAGGAAGCUGAUGGAGGAGAGGAAGGUGAAGAAAGAAGCUGGUUAUAGUUGGAUUGAGGUGAAGAACAAGACUCAUGCGUUCUUGGCGGGUGAUCGGUCUCAUCCUCUCAGAGAUGAGAUAUAUAAGAAGCUAGAGGGCUUAAGUAGACGGGUGAAGGAUUUAGGGUAUGAGCCGGAUACGAGCUAUGUGCUUCAAGAUGUUGAUGAUGAGCAUAAAGAAGCUGUUCUUGCUCAGCAUAGUGAGAGGUUAGCUAUUGCUUUUGGGUUGAUCGCUACGCCAAAGGGAAGUCGUCUUUUGAUCAUUAAGAACCUUAGGGUGUGUGGGGAUUGUCAUGCGGUUAUCAAAAUGAUAGCGAAGAUUGAAGAAAGAGAGAUUGUAGUUAGAGAUACAAAUCGGUUUCAUCACUUUAGUAGCGAUGGUGUUUGCUCAUGUGGGGACUUUUGGUGACAAUAAUAAAGAAACAAUUUUAUUUA